Hirsutella rhossiliensis is the source of this 1008-nucleotide messenger RNA. Its product is annotated as Cyclin-like F-box. NCBI's taxonomy places the organism in Eukaryota, Fungi, Ascomycota, Sordariomycetes, Hypocreales, Ophiocordycipitaceae. The record is from RefSeq and is a predicted model, not a curated record. The transcript has 3 exons. Bases 1 to 1008 code for a protein of 335 amino acids.
AUGUUCAAGUCGAGGAGUACGGCUCUGGCAGUGCUGCUUCUGCUCGCGAUUCUCUGCAUAUCCUUCGUCGAAGCCACUCCCCAGAACAAAAACAACCAACAAACCCCACGAGACAAGGUGAUGAAAGAACCUGAGGGUAUAUCCGCCGAUCAAGGGUCUGGCUUGACCAUUCUCGACAAAACUCUCACCUGCAACAAUCUUGAGAUUCGAAUGAAAAUUAGCGGUCCCGCCGACCAGUUCACGAAAGCUUCAGGUGUGAAGGGUGCCGCCGCCGAGGCCGGUGACAAGGGUAAGAAUGGUUUAAUGGUGUUACUCCACGGCGAUGGCGGCCAGUCAUUCACCGCCUACCCCAACAAAGGUAUCAACGAGGCCAACCAAAUGGGCGUCGUAUUCCUCGCUCCCAACGACGGCCUCCAAUGGGGUGGUGCACCCAAGGGCCAGCAGGAGCGGCCAAACGGUGCCGCAGACGCACAAGCAGUCAACGAUUGCAUACAGAAAGAGCUCCCUAAGCUUAUCGCUUUCGACAAAGCAAACGUCCAGUUCAUGGGCGUUAGCGGUGGCUCUCAGAUGCUCUCUGGCUUCUUCAUGCCGAAAUUUAUGGGUAAAUACCCUAAAACAGGAGCCUUGUUUAGCUGUGGUGGCAUGGCUCCUCAAGUCGAGUUCGCGAGCGAUGCAAUGCAGGCCAUCAAGACGACUCGAAUCCACUUCGAGUCGACUUUCAACGAACUCGAAUCGCUACAAGAGACCAUUCCUCAGUCUAUUCCGGCAUAUGAGCAAGCCGCUGCGUCAGCUGGGCUAUCUGAGAACGAGAUCAAUCAACUACAGACGGUGGACAACGCCCCGAAAGGCGGGCAUUGCGCCUUUGAUGAGAAGAGUUUUGAGAGUGGUGUGCAGGCCUUGACCGACAAGUUCGUUGCAGUUAUGUCUGUUAAUGGCAAUGGUGAAGGAUUUGGGAAGGGAGUAGUUGGAAACGAGAAUCCCAAGUUCGGCCCAGAAAAGAGGCAGUAG